UGCCAACGUCCGUCUUAGGUAAUCACGCCUUAUAAGGCAGGGUCUUGCUCUCUCAAACGAGAUAGCUUCGCCUGCUUCUACCUACCUACUCACAUUCCGGCUUCGCUCCCAACUUCCAUCCCAGCCGCCUUCUCGAUCUCGUCCCGCAAGCUGCCCCUCCUAACAACAGCCCUUGCGAGCAGUGCAGAUCUCGGGCUUCCGAUGCUGGCCACGCCACCAUGAAGGGCGCCUCACCCUGGUCCGUCUUCGCGGGCUGCGACUGCUUCGGCACGCGCGCUCCGCCGGCGCCUCCGUCCCCGUCUUCCGCCCCCGCGGCGGUUCAGAUCAUCUCCGACCUGCACCUGGAGGCCCCGCGAGCCUACGACGUCUUCGAGAUCGCGCCGAGGGCGCCCUACCUGGCGCUGCUCGGCGACGUGGGCAACGUCGCGCGCCACGAGAAGGACUACCUCGCCUUCCUGACCCGCCAGCUCAAGCAGUUCCGCGCCGUGCUCCUGGUCCCCGGCAACCACGAGCCCUACCACUCGAGCUGGGCCGAGACCCUCGGCGUCCUCCGCGCCUUCGAGGACAAGGUUCGCAAGGACCGGUCGGUGGGCGACUUUAUCCUGCUCGACCGCGCCGUCUUCCGGCUGCCCGGCACCGACGUUGCCGUCCUGGGCUGCAGCCUCUUCUCCUCCGUCCCGGCCGAGAGCCACAUAGCGGUCAACAUGGGGCUCAACGACUUCUACCGGACCAGCGACUGGGACGUCGAAAAGCACAACGAGGCGCACCAGCGGGACCUAGCUUGGCUCAACGCGCAGGUCGCCGAGCUCGAACAGUCCGAGACCAAGAUCAUGAUCUUCUCCCACUGGAGCCCGUCGCAGGAUGCCCGCGCCGUCGACUCGAAGCAUACCGAGAGCCUGAUUACGAGCGGUUUCUCGACCGACCUGUCCGGCGAGCCGUGCUUCAAGAGCGACAAGGUCAAACUUUGGGCGUUUGGGCACACGCAUUUCAACUGCGAUUUUGCGGUCCAGCGGGAGGGCGCCGGGCCGUUGAGGCUGGUCACGAACCAGAGGGGAUACUACUUUACCCCAGCUGCGCGGUUCGACGGGGAGAUGACCGUGCAGGUUUGAGCGAGGAGGAACCGACGGGUCCAUGUAGGCACAGACUACGCGGAUAAGCCGACUCCGUCUCACUCGUAUGUAAAAGCCCCAACGCUGGGACACCAGGAGGUACGGGCGGCACCAGGUAUUUAAGAACCAUGUCCGGCUAGUCAUGGCAAUCAUUAUCUGGCUGAUAGGCCUCCCUCCUCCAUCCAUCACGUCUUGGUCUUCGUGUCAUGGGUGACUACAUCGCUGGUGCUUGGCUCGGCGACGGCCUUCUGAAAAUCCCGUGGCGUUGAGCGGGGUGGGCACGUAGGGGGGA
This is a messenger RNA of Durotheca rogersii, 1401 nucleotides long. RefSeq names its product Metallo-dependent phosphatase-like protein. Gene Ontology annotation, molecular function: hydrolase activity. The transcript has a single exon. NCBI's taxonomy places the organism in Eukaryota, Fungi, Ascomycota, Sordariomycetes, Xylariales, Xylariaceae. The coding region runs from base 219 to 1109 and encodes 296 amino acids. The record is from RefSeq and is a predicted model, not a curated record.